Colossoma macropomum (tambaqui) is the source of this 2458-nucleotide messenger RNA. RefSeq names its product guanosine monophosphate reductase 2 (gene gmpr2). The transcript has 10 exons. Gene Ontology annotation, biological process: nucleotide metabolic process. Gene Ontology annotation, molecular function: GMP reductase activity. Gene Ontology annotation, cellular component: GMP reductase complex. The record is from RefSeq and is a predicted model, not a curated record. Bases 220 to 1266 code for a protein of 348 amino acids. NCBI's taxonomy places the organism in Eukaryota, Metazoa, Chordata, Actinopteri, Characiformes, Serrasalmidae.
AAUAUUACCGCCUUGACAUGUACGUUGAGUUACUGCCCGGAAAAAGUGAUGUGCAUCCUUCCUAUCCUCCUUCAUACAUUCCAGUGGUGACACUGUCCGCAGCUCCAGGAGAAGACGGUUCAAGGACGGCACUCCUCCUACGCACAGCUGCUGUAUUGGUAUUUGCUCUCUGAGGGAUACUGCAGAAGUCUCAAGGGCACCAAGUCAAGUCAGACAGCCAUGCCUCGCAUCGAGAAUGACAUCAAGCUCGACUUCAAAGAUGUGCUGCUUCGUCCCAAACGCAGCACCCUGAAGUCCCGCAGUGAGGUGGACCUGAUGCGCAGUUUUACUUUCAGAAAUUCGAAAGGCAGUUACAGAGGUAUCCCUAUCAUAGCUGCUAACAUGGACACAGUUGGAACCUUCGAGAUGGCUGUGGCGCUGCAUCAGUUCUCACUGUUCACUGCCGUACACAAACAUUACAGCGUAGAUGAUUGGAAAGAGUUUGCAACAAAGCACCCAGAAUGCCUAGAGAGCGUGGCAGUCAGUACUGGGACAAGCGAGGCUGAUUUUGAGAGGCUUGGCGCCAUUUUGGCAGCUGUCCCUCAGGUCCAGUACGUUUGUGUGGACGUAGCAAAUGGUUACUCUGAACAUUUUGUGCAUUUUGUCAAGGAUGUGAGGCAGAAGUUUCCUUCACACACCAUCAUGGCUGGUAAUGUAGUGACUGGAGAGAUGGUGGAAGAGCUGAUUCUCGCUGGUGCUGACAUCAUAAAAGUGGGCAUCGGUCCAGGCUCGGUGUGCACAACCCGUAAGAAGACAGGUGUGGGCUACCCUCAGCUGAGUGCUGUAAUCGAGUGUGCUGAUGCUGCACAUGGCCUGGGUGGACACAUCAUCUCUGAUGGAGGAUGCACCUGCCCAGGUGAUGUCUCUAAGGCUUUCGGUGCAGGAGCAGACUUUGUGAUGCUGGGUGGGAUGCUGGCAGGUCACAAUGAGAGCGGGGGUGAGAUCAUUGAGAAGAACGGGAAGAAGUACAAACUCUUUUAUGGCAUGAGCUCCGACACGGCCAUGAGGAAGCAUGCAGGAGGAGUAGCAGACUACAGAGCAUCGGAGGGGAAGACGGUGGAGGUGCUGUAUAAAGGUCCAGUGGAGGACACUGUGAGAGACGUGCUGGGAGGCGUUCGCUCCACUUGUACCUACGUAGGAGCCGCUAAGCUGAAAGAGCUGAGUCGCCGUACCACCUUCAUUAGAGUGACUCAGCAGCUUAACACAGUGUUUGGUACUGAUAACUAGACCACUACUGUUGCAGGUGACCGCUGGGCUGAUCUGAGAACAGUCCAGUCUCAAGAUGUAAACAGGUCCUUAAUGAGCAAAAUAGCCUUUAAUGAAUCCAUGCAGUGGGUAAUAUAUUUUAUAUAAAUAUCUACUACAUUCUUUCUCUAGUAAUAAUCUGAAACAACGAAACAUACGUUUAACUCAUACACGGCACACACCAGCGCAAACCGCACACAUUUUCCUGACACAGUGUUUUGUUUUUUGCCAGUUCAGCUAUGAGCAGUUGUAUUCAAUAAGCAGCAGUGUUCAAAAUGUAAAGAAAUGAUCACCUGUAUUAAUUUUCUCCCACUUAACUGCACUGAUGAAGUGUACACUUCUGACGUUGAAGACCAGUUCUCAUAUUCCAGCCUUCACUGCCGUUAAUUUAUUCACACUGUAUGUAUUUGUCUUAAUUUCAAAUCUUGUUACUGAGCCUUAUUUCUUUUAUGCAUUUUAGGAACUAUUUUAGUCUUUAAUUUUAUUUAUGUUUUUAAAAUCUGCACUCAUUGUAUUUUCCUAAUAUUGGACCAAAUUCAGAAAGCACUUCCACUGUGUUUGCCAUUCCACAUCACUCUUCAUUUCAGUAUAACUAAUGUCUUAGUAAAGUCCUCUAUGCACUGAUGAAUGAAGGAGACAGCUGUAGGUAACGGUUCGAUCCUGCAAGCAGUUUAUUUAAAAGUGUUCUGGUUGUGUGGUAUAGAGGAACUGUAUAUGCAUGCCAGUAUGAGACACUGGACACACGUUCAUUCCUUUACACAAUUCAAGAGUGUUUUGAACAACCUACCUUUCAGUUUUAUAUGGAGUAUCUGCAGUCUCCAUAAUCUGUAGUCAGGAUUGUAUUGUAGACUGUGUUCAGUGAUUGAUGUGCAUCCUGAUGAUGUACAUUCUGUUUCUGACACAUGCUGCUGGUUAUUAAUGUAAUAUAACUGAAAAGAUUAUUUCCGUUUGGCAGUUAAAAUGCUUUUCUUACACAAUUGGCUGCAAGUUUCAUUUUUAAAUAAGUGUCAUAAAAAGAAAUGUACACCUUUUAUCUAUGUGUGUGGCUGAUAUACUUCUGGGAGGCUCUGCAAAUUGAGUUUCUCUUCAGUCUUUUUGAUUCUGGCAGUGAAAUAGAUCACAAACGUUCCAUAUGUUUCAUAUAAAGCUAAUUAAAAAAGGUUAUUAAAAUCAU